CAAGAGCUGCAUCGACGACAUACAAGGCCCAGACAUGGCUCACAACAACACUUACAAAAGCUACAAAGCCGGCACAACGAAAGUCACGACAUGGCUCGUCGACAACGCUCUUCGAUGCAAAGCCGAAGUAGACCUGCCAAGCACAUCACCGCCAGCAGCCGCGAAGGCCGGCAAGCCAAAGUACAUCAUUGCCGUGAAUCAAUACAAGCCAAUGGCAGAGGCCAUCUCCGCCUCUACUGAUCCCAAGAUUCGCGUUCCUCGAGCAAUCCUCUCGCUUCUGCGGGAUGUCAUAACCUUGCGCAAACGAGCCGCCCAGUUUUUCAAGAAAAUCACUGCGACUAGACGUCGUCCUGCAGAUGAGAUCAAAAACGAAGGUCACCAGCACUUUAUCUCCAUUCUUGAGGAUGUUCUCCGCACUCUGAGUCCAGGAAAUGCCGCGCCAAACGCCUCCGAUGCCACGGAGCUGACGAAUCUAUUCGAGGCAUUGAACGUGGAAGAAUUGCAGUCUGAGGCUACCGAGCCUCAAGCCAAGCAGAAGCCACUGGUCGAUGCUGAUUGCGAGCCCGAGCCCGACGAUUUUGACCACGUUUUGGCCAUUUUCGCAUUCUUCGAAGACCUCCAAGCCUUGCGGAAGCAUGUCCAGGCCUUGUGGCUAGACUAUCGCUGUGGAAAUGUGGACAUCAUGAGUGCCGCUGUCACGACUGAUACGGCAUUCAACAUGGUCAAACGUAGCUGCAACGAGCUGAUCUCUUCACCAGAAUUUCAUGCUAUGAGACAGACCCUUCCCACCGAUAUGCUCGAGGCAUUUGGUCUGAAAGGCAGUCCGGACUAUCUCUUGCUAUUGGCAUUUUUGGUAGAUGCCAUUGGCGGCGAUCCCCGGAAAGUGCCUGAGUGGGCUUGCAUGAGCACCUCUAGUUGGCUUGCGAACUUUGCUGAUGUCCUUCAUCCUCAUCGUGUGCCGGUCUUGAGACCUGGCCAUUACGGCGUCUAUGAGCCCAGACGAGACAGAACAAAGCUCUCAGACAAAGAGCAAGAGCGUGAGGACUUGAUUGUCACGAUGGAACUCCUACCCGAGUUCGUGAGAAUUUCACGCACAAGCGCCUACGUGCCGGCACAGGAUGAACUCACAGCGGGUCUCCGCAAGAUGAUGGAUGCUUGCAAGGCCGAAGCACUUCCAAUGUAUGCGAUAUUCUGUUUCGAGAUAUUGCUCGACAUUCAUCACGUCUUACGUGAGCACGCCUCACGGCCCUUCAGCCAAUUGCAAGGUACCGCAAAGCGGGUGGUCGAUACGAUUGACGAAUACUUCCGGCUAUCUCGCCACAAGUUCAUCGAGACUUGGUCUCCUCAGAACGAUGAAUACCUACGAAUGUUGAGCUCUCAAGCAAAAAACUGGGUUCUAUCCGACAUGCUUGCAAAAGUCCCUGUCUCAGGCCCCGGCGCUGAAGUCAAGCCGCAACCAUUUCAUCUCCUGAAAAACCACCCAGUCCUUGCAGGUCUCAUGGUCUUCAAUCUUAAUCUCCAGCUUCAAGACGUUGGUAUCACACUUUGUAACGCGUGGGGCUCGGUCUUGUAUCCCGCUCAUCUCUACAAUGCUGUUCGCCAGAGCACUGAUAUCGACUUGACUUGGAAGGAUAUGGAAUAUUUGCUACAGCUCCACACCGCCAAACGUCUUUUCGUCGGCGCUCCUCCCACAGAGCCCUCAGAGUACCACAAGCGCUUUCUCCUGGCUCUCGGCGGCAGCGCAGUAAACUUUGCUCGUAAUCGUCGUGCCGGAGGCCGCUCUAUUAUUGUUGAGUCGAAGAGAGGCCCACGAGGCCUCAAGACGACCACACCUGUGCGCGAUGCUUUUGAGUCAAGAUACGUCCGGAACGAGACUGCCGCACUCACGAGACCCAAGCUUGUUGCAAUGCUAGCAGUUGCUACCAAAGCCGAACGUGUAGCGCCACCGUCCAUCGAUCUACAAGCCUUCUCUAAGGAAGUUCUUGCUCAGCAGCACUUCACUGCCAUUCAGACCUUACAGAUCGUGCGGGAGAGUGUUGCCGGCGAAGAACUUCACCUCCUAUUCAACUACUUCGACAUGCACUUCCGCGGCUGGAAGCUUCUCGGUACCCUUCAAACACACUUGCAUGCGCAGAUGGUGAAUUAUUUCGGCUCGAAUUGGAUCGAAAAUGAGUAUGAACUCCCCUACAUCGUCGGCUAUAUCUUCGAAGUCGUUCGAGGCUCCGCACGUGUGGCGGAGGAUCUUCGACUGCAGAAUCAUGGAAGCCAGCUUUUGCACAAGGCAGGUGACGUCCUUUCGACUUGGCUGGGAGAGGAGUUGUCGAAGAACAGCUCGAGUGGUAUCAUGCAAGCGAAGGCUCUGACUAGUUCGAUCGUCUUCGCAUAUCAGAAUGGACUGCUUGAGAGCUUGGCGCAAUAAAGCUGGCUAUGCACAACGAAUCAGCUCCAUCGGCAUCCCGAUGGCGUAUGAAUGCCAUGAAACUCACACAACCGCAACCCGAAUCUCAUCUGCUGUAGAAGCGCACCUUCUCUCUUCUCAGUCACCAUAUUCCCUUGGACACAGCAUACCGGACGGCGAGGGGCCACGUUCCGCAUUAGAAAUCCAGGACUCUUCCCUCGACUGUAAGAAGAAAAAACCUAUAGCUAC
Messenger RNA from Pseudocercospora fijiensis CIRAD86, 2647 nucleotides. RefSeq lists its product as uncharacterized. The record is from RefSeq and is a predicted model, not a curated record. Bases 35 to 2419 code for a protein of 794 amino acids. The transcript is spliced from 6 exons. Lineage: Eukaryota; Fungi; Ascomycota; Dothideomycetes; Mycosphaerellales; Mycosphaerellaceae.